Messenger RNA from Cryptococcus deneoformans JEC21, 1201 nucleotides. RefSeq names its product expressed protein. Gene Ontology annotation, cellular component: Atg12-Atg5-Atg16 complex; cytoplasm; phagophore assembly site membrane. Lineage: Eukaryota; Fungi; Basidiomycota; Tremellomycetes; Tremellales; Cryptococcaceae. The record is from RefSeq and is a predicted model, not a curated record. Gene Ontology annotation, biological process: autophagy of mitochondrion; nucleophagy; cellular response to nitrogen starvation. The transcript has 5 exons. Bases 82 to 1101 code for a protein of 339 amino acids.
UCAAUCCAACUGUAGCUCCUGAACGUACUUGGAUACGGACACCCCGCCCUGCUCCACCCCCUCAGCCCCCACACAAUAACAAUGGCCUCUCCAAAUCCCGCCCAGUCGACAACCAUCCUCUUUCGUCGGCUUACCUGGCAGUCCGCUGUUACCAUAUCUAUUCGGCUCGCAGAUGGUGAGCCAGGUGCAGGCAAUGCGUGUGACAGGUAUUAUAUCAAAGCACCCAGAUACUCUUACCUACCACUUUUCAUCCCCGAAAUACGAGAAAACCUAGUCGAACUCGCCCUGGAUGAUGCACAACUAGAGCAAAUAGACGAGAAGAACUGGUGGUUUGAAGAGGAAGUAUCAGAAGAAGACAAGCAACGGUUUGUGCGACAGGGUGCUUGCAGGUGGCACUGGCCCAUAGACCUCGUUGAUAUCCAUUCGUUCAUCUCGCGUCCCCAACCUCUCCCUUCAUCGAUCGAACUGUCAUCGACUCCUCGCGUGAUCAGUCUCCUUCUCCACCUCUCAAAUCCUCCGCAAGACCGUUUGUUAAUGCCAAACUCAAUAGAAGUGUGCAAAUCCCAAUGGCUGAAUCAAGUGAAGGAGGCAGAUUUUGUGAGGUGGCGGAAUACCAAUCGAGUGACAAAUUUGAGAAGGGUUGAUCUGGAAGCAGGAUGGGAUGGGAUCGUCAAUAACGACUUUGACUUGUACGCUCAAAUGGUGAACAAAAUCGUGCCCCUUCCCCUGCUGACUUCUUCCAACUCAACGCAACCAUCGAGACCAUCAUCUGCCGACCCUUCGGGUCCCCCACGAGCUCCCGAUUCGUCCUACGCCACAAGAGCAAUCCCAUUCAAGAUCUAUCUGCCUGAUAAUGCCCCUGUUAUCCAAGAGAUCGUCCCGCCAAUUUCUGAAUCUGGUAAACCCACAACCCUCCUUGCAGUAUUACAGGUCCAUCUCCCACUUCUUUUCCCCAUUUCGUCUGAAAACCCUUACGAGCUCGCCUUCCCCAUCGCUCAGGGGAUAUUAAUACCACAAGAGGCAGAGGUGGCUUGGAUUGCGAGCUGUCUGUGUGGAGUUGAUGGCUGGGUCAGAGUCGGGGUGUGUCUAAGUGCUGCUUGAGACCCAGCGGGAAGCCGAUGUCAAAUGGGAGGGGUAGAAGGUGUUGUACAGGUAUAUGUUGUAUAUGCGGUAGAAUGAAGUGUGUAAAAUUUGAAGAUGC